GCAUUGUGUAAAGCAUAAUAUUUAGAGCAGUGUAUAUCGACAUAAACUUAUCCCAUAAUUUGUGUUAGAUAUCCUACCACAACAGAAGGUUUCUGGCAAAGAAAGUGAAUUGAAGUGACAAAUCGGAUACAUCUUAAUUCUGUUGUUUAGUGAACAUCGUCUCGGAGUUUUCUAUCGGUUGUUUGCUGUAGGCCACUGUAACCAAAGUCCGUGUUCUGGUUAGAAUGGCCCCACCCAACAAUGAAUGCUCGUACGAUGUGAUUAGCAACGUAGCCGAUGCUUCCGGUGAAGCAAACGAGUCGUCGAAGGCGUCGCAGAUGGCUUGGGAAACACCGGUGGCCCAGGGUCUGUACGAUCCACAGAACGAGCAUGAAGCAUGCGGCGUUGGCUUUAUCGUGUCGAUUGAAGGAAAACCGAACCAUAAGAUCCUACGCGAUGCUCAAACCCUUGCCAUACGCAUGAACCACCGUGGUGCAUGCGCCUGUGAUAAUGACACCGGCGAUGGUGCUGGCGUUUGCACCUCGAUUCCCCAUCAGCUGUACGCCAAGGAGCUAGCUUCUCAUGGCGUUGAACUGCCCGCCCUUGGCCGCUAUGCAACGGGCAUCUUCUACCUGGACAAGACGACGCAUGAGGAAGCGGAGAAGGAGUUCAAUUCGCUCGCCGAAAGCUUGGGCAUCCAGGUGAUUUACUGGCGCGACGUCCCCACCAAUCAGGAGGCGGUCGGUGCGGUGGCCCGCAAGAGCGAGCCCAUGUCUCGUCAAGUGUUUGUCACCUCCGAGGUCGACGAAGAAACGUUCAAGCGGCAGGUAUUCAUCCUCCGUAAGCGUGCCACUCACGAGUUGACCCGCCCGGGACGUCGCUUCUACAUCUGCUCGCUGUCCCCGAAGACGAUCGUCUACAAGGGACUGUUCACUUCCGACCAGAUAUGGGAGUACUACGUGGACCUGAAGAACCCCGACUUCCUCACCUAUCUGGCGCUGGUGCACACGCGCUUCAGUACGAACACAUUCCCAUCGUGGGAGCGGGCGCAUCCGCUGCGCGUGCUGGCCCACAACGGUGAGAUUAACACGCUGAGAGGCAACGUGAACCUGAUGAAGGCCCGCGAGGGUGUCAUGAAGAGCGAGCAGUUUGGUGAUGAGCUGAAGAAGCUGUACCCGGUCGUCGAGCCGAACCUGUCCGAUUCGGGUUCGUGCGACUGUGUGCUCGAGUUUCUGACCCACGUCGGAAAUCGUUCCCUGCCGGAGGCCGUCAUGACGAUGGUGCCGGAAGCGUGGCAAAACGAUCGCACCAUGUCGCAGGAGAAGCGCGACUUCUACCACUGGUCCGCGUGCGUCAUGGAACCGUGGGACGGCCCGGCACUGAUCUCGUUCACCGACGGGCGCUACAUUGGCGCCAUCCUGGAUCGGAACGGUUUGCGCCCAUCGCGCUUCUACGUGACCAAGGACAAUCUGCUCAUCAUGGCCUCGGAAGUCGGCGUUUACGACGUAGAUCCCAAAGACGUUACGCUGAAGAGUCGACUGAAGCCGGGCCGCAUGCUGCUGGUGGACACGGAAAAGAAGGCGCUCAUUCAGGACAUCGAGCUGAAAUCGGAGAUUGCCAAGUCCCGUCCACAUGGAGAAUGGCUCAAGGAGCAGGUAAGGAUCAUCACCAUGGAUGACAUUCGCCGUGAGGCAGCCGAAAAGAUGAACGGUACAUUGGAGCUGGCUGUAACCAACGGAGGAAAGCUAGAGGAGCAGAAGGGCAUCCUGGAUCCGCGGUUGCAGUUGUACAGCUACACGACCGAAACGAUCCACAUGCUGCUGCUGCCAAUGAUCAAGAACAAGAAGGAAGCGCUCGGUUCGAUGGGUAAUGACGCGCCGCUUGCCUGCCUGUCCGCGUUCCAGCCGCUCCCAUACGAGUACUUCAAGCAACUGUUUGCUCAAGUUACCAACCCACCGAUCGAUCCAUUCCGUGAAAAGAUCAUCAUGUCGCUGCAGUGUCCGGUCGGGCCGGAGGCAAACCUACUGGUGGCCUCGCCCUCGCAGGUACAUCGCAUCUGGUUGGAUAAUCCGAUUCUUAGCAUUCCGGAUGCUGAAAUUCUGAAAAGAAAUCAACAUCGGGGCUGGAAAACUAAGGUUCUCGAUAUUACAUUCCCAGCGAACGAGGGUCCACCGGGCUACAAGAACGGGCUGCGGCGCGUCUGUACUGAGGCGCACGCCGCGGCCCAGAACGGCUACCAGCUGCUGAUGCUGUCGGAUCGUGCCGCCAGUGCCGAGCGGGCGCCGAUCUCGGCCCUGCUGGCCCUCGGUGCCGUGCAUCAUCAUCUGAUCGAGACGCGCCAGCGCAUGAAGGUGGGUUUGCUCGUCGAAACGGCGGAGGCCCGGGAGGUGCAUCACGUGUGCGUACUGCUUGGCUACGGUGCGGACGCGAUCUGCCCGUAUCUGGUCUUUGAAAUGGCCGGUGCGCUGCGGGACGAAUGCGUGCUCGAUCCGGCGCUGACGGACGAUGCCAUCUACCGGGCGUAUGCGACCGCCAUCGAGACGGGCAUCCUGAAGGUGAUGGCCAAGAUGGGCAUCUCGACGCUGCAGUCCUAUAAGGGGGCGCAGAUUUUCGAAGCCGUCGGCAUGGGCGUGGACCUGAUUGAUCUGUGCUUCCGCGGCACGCAGUCACGUAUCGGUGGCGUCAGCUUGGAGGUGAUGGCCCGCGAGGGUCUCGAGCGGCACGAACUGGUGUACGGUACGCGCCACGCGGAUGCCAAGAUCCUACGCAAUCCGGGCCAGUUCCACUGGCGUGCCGGAGGCGAGGGGCAUAUCAACGAACCGGGGGCCAUCGCGGCCCUGCAGGAAGCGGCCGUCAACGAGAGCAAGAACGCGUACGCGACGUUCCGCGAUACAACCAUGCGUAGCGUGCAGCUGUGCACGCUGCGUGGUCAGCUGGAGCUAGCAAGUGCCGGUCGGACGAAGAUCGAUCUGUCGGAGGUGGAACCGGCCAGCGAGAUCGUGAAGCGUUUCGCUACGGGCGCGAUGAGCUUUGGCAGUAUUUCGCUCGAGGCCCAUCAAACGCUGGCCAUUUCGAUGAACCGCAUCGGAGGCAAGAGCAACACGGGCGAGGGCGGUGAGAACGCGGAUCGGUACAUGAACCAGGAUCCACAGCAUAACCGUCGUUCGGCGAUCAAGCAGGUUGCGUCCGGCCGGUUCGGUGUGACAGCCGCGUACAUCGCGAACGCCGACGAUCUGCAGAUCAAGAUGGCACAAGGUGCGAAGCCUGGUGAGGGCGGUGAGCUGCCCGGGUACAAGGUAUCGCAGGACAUUGCCGAUACGCGUCAUUCGGUGCCGGGCGUUGGGUUGAUCUCUCCACCGCCCCAUCAUGACAUCUACUCGAUCGAGGAUCUGGCCGAGCUGAUUUACGAUCUGAAGUGCGCCAAUCCUAAGGCGCGCAUCAGCGUGAAGCUGGUGUCGGAAGUUGGCGUCGGCGUGGUAGCAUCCGGUGUGGCAAAGGGCAAAGCGGAACAUAUCGUCAUCUCCGGACACGAUGGUGGAACUGGCGCUAGUAGCUGGACCGGCAUCAAAUCGGCCGGUUUGCCGUGGGAACUGGGAAUUGCCGAAACGCAUCAGGUGCUUGUGUUGAAUGAUCUUCGUUCAAGAGUGAUUGUACAGGCCGAUGGACAGCUGCGCACGGGUUUCGAUGUUGUCGUUGCGGCACUGCUCGGUGCGGACGAAUUCGGGUUCAGUACCGCGCCCCUGAUCGUUAUGGGCUGCACGAUGAUGCGCAAGUGUCAUCUGAACACGUGCCCAGUUGGUAUCGCUACGCAGGAUCCCGUCCUGCGGGCCAAAUUCGCUGGCAAACCGGAACACGUGAUCAACUACUUCUUCAUGCUGGCGGAGGAGAUUCGCGAAAUUAUGGCCAGCCUCGGGCUGCGCCGUUUCCAGGAGCUGAUCGGUCGCACCGAUCUGCUGAAGGUGCGCGAAACCGUUUCGUACAAGGCGUCCCAGCUGGACCUCGAGAUGCUGCUGAAGAGUGCCCUUGAUUUGCGCCCCGGAACGAACAUUGUCGGUGGUUCGUUGAAGCAAGACUUUGCCCUGGAGAAGCGUUCCGACAAUGAGCUGGUACGGCGUGCCCUGUCCGUGAUCGAGGGUACGGCUGCGGAACCGCAUCUGACGUUGGACAUGAAGAUAAACAACGAGGAGCGUGCUUUCUCGAGCACGCUCAGCUACGAAAUUGCCCGCCGAUAUGGGGACGCCGGACUGCCGGAAGAUCGCACGAUCAACAUCAAUCUGACCGGCUCGGCCGGGCAAAGUUUCGGUGCGUUCCUGGUGAAGGGCAUCAAGAUGACGCUGGAUGGCGAUGCGAACGAUUACGUGGGAAAGAGCCUUUCGGGAGGCACUAUCGUCAUUCGCCCACCAGAGGGAACCACUUUCGAGUCGCAUCUGAACGUGAUCGUGGGUAAUGUCUGCCUAUACGGUGCCACUUCCGGUCGUGCGUACUUCCGUGGUAUCGCUGCCGAGCGUUUCUGCGUGCGCAACUCGGGCGUGACCGCUGUGGUGGAAGGCGUUGGUGACCAUGGCUGCGAGUACAUGACGGGUGGUAUGGUCGUCAUUCUGGGUCUUACCGGGCGCAACUUUGCCGCUGGCAUGUCGGGUGGAAUAGCGUACGUACUGGACGUGGAUGGUACGUUCCGCUCGAAGGUGAACCCGGGCAUGGUGGAAUUGCUGGGGCUGGAGCUCGAUGAGGAUCGCGCCACGGUGAAGACACUGCUGGAGGAGUUUGUUAACGAGACGGGUUCGGAAGUUGCCAAGGAGCUGCUGUCGAAGUGGCCGGAACCGUGUCAGCAAUUCGUGAAGGUAUUCCCCUACGAAUACCAGAAGGCAUUGAAGACACUAAAGGAGCAGCAGAACCAGCUAGUGAAGGCCCCGACCCCGGCGACCAACGGUCAUCCGAAGGAACCACAGGUGAAGGACAUCGAGGAGUCUAUUCAGGAUGGGCAGCUGGCAAAGAAGAAGUUCGAUCAGGCGUUGGACAAGACGCGCGGCUUCAUCAAGUACAAGCGCGAGGCAACGGUGUACCGCAAUGCGGCCGAUCGGCAGAAGGACUGGAACGAAGUGUUCAACUUCCCGCACGUACGUAACAAUCUGAAGAUGCAAGCGGCCCGCUGCAUGGAGUGUGGCGUUCCGUUCUGCCAGUCGAACUCGCACGGCUGUCCGCUCGGCAACAUCAUCCCGAAGUGGAACGACCUCGUGUUCAAUGGCAACUGGCGCGAAGCGAUCAAUCAGCUGCUGCAGACGAACAAUUUCCCCGAGUUUACCGGCCGUGUCUGUCCUGCACCGUGCGAGGGCGCUUGCGUGCUAGGUAUUUCCGAGCCCGCCGUCACGAUCAAGAACAUCGAGUGUGCGAUCAUCGACCAUGCGUUCGAGCAGGGCUGGAUUAAGCCCGAGGUACCGCAGGUGCGCACCGGCAAACGGGUCGCUAUCGUUGGCUCGGGUCCGGCCGGAUUGGCCGCUGCCCAGCAGCUCAACAAGGCCGGCCACCACGUGACGGUGUUCGAACGCAACGAUCGUCCCGGAGGUCUGCUGCAGUACGGCAUUCCGACGAUGAAGCUCUCCAAGCAGGUCGUCCAGCGUCGGCUCGAUCUGAUGGUGGAAGAGGGCAUCGAGUUCCGGUGCGGCGUACAUAUCGGCAAGGACGUGAUGGGCUCGCAGCUGGAGCAGGAGUACGAUGCGGUUCUGUUCACGACCGGCGCAACCUGGCCGCGCGAUCUGAACCUACCGAACCGCGACCUGAAGGGCAUUCACUUUGCGAUGGAGUUCCUCGAGGCGAGCCAGAAGAAGCUACUCGGCACCCGCCCAGAGUGGAUCUCGGCCGAAGGCAAGGAUGUGAUUGUGAUCGGUGGUGGUGAUACGGGUUGCGAUUGUAUUGCAACGUCCCUACGUCAAGGUGCGAAGUCUAUCACCACGUUCGAAAUCCUCCCGGUGCCAUCGGAGAAGCGCGCGCAGGACAAUCCGUGGCCACAGUGGCCUCGCAUUUUCCGUGUUGAUUACGGCCACGAGGAAGUUCGCGUAAAGUGGGGCAAAGAUCCACGCCAGUAUUCUACCACGACCAAGGAGUUCGUGAGCGACGGCAAUGGACAGAUCAAGGGCGUUAACACGGUGCAGGUUGAGUGGACCAAGACACCCACCGGCCAGUGGAGCAUGAAGGAGGUGGCUGGAUCGGAGAAAUACUAUCCGGCUGACCUAAUCCUGCUAGCGAUGGGAUUCCUUGGGCCGGAGAAACAGGCACCAACCGAGAUGAAUCUGGAACUUGACGGAAGAGGUAAUAUCAAGACGAGUGUCGGAACGUACGGCACGGCCAACCCGAAAGUGUUUGCGGCCGGCGAUUGUCGCCGCGGCCAGUCGCUGGUGGUGUGGGCCAUCUCCGAGGGACGUCAGGCCGCGCGUCAGAUCGACACGUAUCUGAUGGGCAAAACGAGCGCCCUGCCCGGUCCGGGUGGAGUGAUCGAUACAACCCGAUCGCCAAUCGCCGUUAACGCAUAAACAAACAAACAAACAACGCAACGUCGACCUACUGGCGAACAAAACAUGGCAGAGGACUGCUGGUCAUGCGGUCACACAGCGCAUCACCCACUAGCCGUGGAUUGUGGGAGAUUGAAAUAGAUGCAGUAUCUCCUUCAUCCUCCUCCUCCUCCUCCUCCUCCUCCUCCUCGUUCUCUCACCCGUUUAUGUUUAUGGGACAUUGGGGGGAGGGAUGGGCAUUGGAUGGAGAAUGGGCAGAGAUGGAAAUAUUUAUUACGAUUAAAAUAUGGUUACGAUUUUAUUUAAUGUGCCUAAGGCCAUUACUACGGGGACGAUUGUAAACUACUUCUCCCCGUCAAGUUUUGCUAUUUCGAAUCUGGGAAGCAAGUGUCUCGCUUAUGGCAAGACAAAAGGGAAAAGAGACCACACAUCAAACGCCUCAAAGGCAAAGACCCGUUCUGAGAUAAUUGAUAUCGCGCACAAUAUCGCCCGUUGUUAAAUCUAUCUACCGAAGUGGGGUGGGAGGCGCAUCUCUUGUUACGCUGUGUAAUCGGUUUAGUUGAACACACUAAAAACAAAACACUAGUUGUUAUAGUGAGGAUCAUCGGAGUGUCGCGAUACUCUCGAGUGUUUGUACCGUGUGACAGUGACGACGAUCGUUUGGAGUUGGUUUAUUAAAUCAUGCUUGUGUGAAGGCGGCGGAGUUGUCCGUGAUGGCUCGCCUUCUGGUAUUUCCAUUCCGGUUGCAAGACACAACAUAUAUAGUAGCUUCCGUAGUAGUGAAGAACCGUGUUGUGUAGAGGGUUUCAAGAUAUGGAUUUCACCACCGGUCAGAGAUCUUCAAUCGUCCAGCAGUCAGUCAAUCAGUCACUGUCGCUCGGGUACAAAUGGAGUGCAUUUUAAGGAAACUAUAUAUAUACAAAAAACGAAACAAAAUCCCAUACAUAAUACACACUAGGAACCUUUAUCACGUGUAUGCUAAAUUAACACCUAUCCAAUGUCAAACCAACUACUAUUUAAUGGUGACGCUUGAUAGUCUAAUUUAGUUUGUUUUUUUCUUUUACGGCAGCGAUGCGGGUCUAUUAGGAGCUAUACUAUUAUUAUGUGUUAUGGACACGAUAGAUAGAAAGAAGCGGAAUGAGCGUUAUAAUUUAUUUUAUCUUUCCUACAUUAAAACAUUACAUGCUUCCCGCUCCCGUAUGGCUACACAUAUGCACCAUCUGUUUUUGGUAUGUUUUAAUCGCCCCGGCGGUUCCCCAUCUCCAACUUGCGUUAGUGCUUCGAUUUUUUUUAAACUUACGAUUUCGUAGAGAUAGAUUUUAAGUGGAGAAUUAACGGAAAGUGUUUAAGCAGGCAGCUACAUUAAAGAAAGUGCCCUGUACCAUCUGUGUUAUUGAUUCCCUAAUGCACUAAAAUAAUACAUACGAGUAGCGCAGCGUAUAUGUUAUAGUUUCUUGUUAUUUUUUUCUUCUCAUCUUUGGAUUAAUGUUUGUUACUUUGGCAAAAAGUAAAGCAACGGAAGAACAAACAACUAAAGAAGGAAAUAUAUUAUUUCUGAAAGUU
Molecule: messenger RNA, 8048 nt
Organism: Anopheles coustani
Lineage: Eukaryota; Metazoa; Arthropoda; Insecta; Diptera; Culicidae
Exons: 11
Coding region: 225-6506 (2093 amino acids)
Molecular function (GO): iron-sulfur cluster binding; iron ion binding; FMN binding
Source: RefSeq, a predicted model, not a curated record